AUGGCGCUAGUAUCCUACUCCGACUCCGAAGCCUCAGACUCCGAACCCGAAACCACCACAAAUCCCACACCACAGACCACCACCACCACCACCACAAAACCGAGCACCGCCGCCCCAAAACCCAAACUCGUCGACAGCAGCAACCCGCGCAAGAUCCGGGUCGCGCUGGACCUCAAACCCGAAGAUGCCAAUGAUAACAACGAGGAUGGGCCCGCGCGGAAGAAAGCAAAGAUAGGCGGUGGGGGCGCGUUCGCGGGGUUUAAUUCGUUUUUGCCUGCGCCGAAGAGGGCUGCACCUGCUGCUGGGGCGGAGAAGAAGGGUGCUGCUGCGGGGCGGAAGGCGGCUACUGGCAGCGGGGGGAAGGAUGAUGAUGAUGAUGGGACGAUUCCCAAGGCUGGGAGUUUGAGGGAGGAUACUGGCGACGGUGGGCUGCAGAUGAAGAAGCCCGAGGAGGUGAAGCUGAAGGGGAAUCCGAUGAUGUUUAAGCCGUUGUCUGUUGGGCGGGGCACGCAGAAGAAGAAGAAAGUUGUUUCGUCGAAACCGGUCGAGACUGCUGCCCAGGAGCCGGUCUCGGAACAGGCUAAGUCUGCUGCUGCUGCUGCUUCUGCCUCUGCUCCUGUGCAGCCGCCUGCGCCGAAACCGAAAGUGAGUCUUUUCUCGCUGGGAUCGAGUGAGUCCGCUGCGAGUGUCGCCCCGGGUCCUCAGGCGCAGAGCGCCACGUAUGAGCCGUUGGUGUAUACUGCGGACAAGGAUGCGCCGGAGGCCGGUCCGGAGGUAGAGCGCGAGCCUCAGGCUCCGGCUGUGUCGUCGGAGCCGGCCACGACGCAGACGUUGGAUAAUAUCGCGGAUGAUCUGAAUCUGUCGCGGUCUCAACGACGGCACCUCUUUGGUCGCAAUGCGGACGCCUCGAAAUCGCGGAUUCUUCAUUUCAACACCGACAAGGAGUACAUUGCCAACCAGGAGAUGGCACAUCAGACUGAUAUGGCGGUUCAGCACAACCCGGUUCGUGCCAUUGCUCCCGGAAAGCACACGCUGCAACAACUGGUCAAUGCGGCAAGCUCACAGCGGGAAGCUUUAGAGGAGAGCUUUGCAUCUGGACGAAGGAACAAGAAGGAGGCUGGGUCGAAGUAUGGCUGGUAA
Messenger RNA from Aspergillus nomiae NRRL 13137, 1140 nucleotides. RefSeq names its product PRCC domain-containing protein. The record is from RefSeq and is a predicted model, not a curated record. Gene Ontology annotation, cellular component: nucleus. NCBI's taxonomy places the organism in Eukaryota, Fungi, Ascomycota, Eurotiomycetes, Eurotiales, Aspergillaceae. Bases 1 to 1140 code for a protein of 379 amino acids. The transcript is spliced from 2 exons.